GGAUGACCGGCGUUGACUGUUGACCGGCGACCGGCUACCUACAACUGUGUGUUCAGCACUCUUUGGUCUUUCCAUCUGUCCAUAUGGCUUAUUCAAAUUUCACCCUUACAACCUAUCCUGCCAUCACUAUGCAUAAGUUGAAAGGGAAUGAAAACUACUCUGAUUGGGCUGCAUCUGUGAAAUUAUGGUUCAAGGGUCAAGGUAUGUCAGAUCAUUUAACCAAGAAUCUGAGUGAAAUUACUGAGAAUGUGAAAGAAUGGGAGAAGGCAGAUGCUUUGCUGUGUAAUUUGUUGUGGCAAUCCAUUGAUCCUAAGCUUUAUAAUAUAUAUAUAUAUACGGCUUAUGAAACUUGCAAGGCAGUAUGGGACAAAGCGAAGUCUCUUUACACAAAUGAUGUUCAACAAUUAUAUUCUAUGGUUUCCAAUAUUGUUGGGCUUCAGCAGCAACACAUGGAAAUGUCGGAGUUUCUUGGUCAAAUUGAAGCCUUGAAAGAGACUUUCAACACACUUCUCCCGGUCAACACUAUUGUGGAAGAACAAUUACAGCAUCGAGACAAAUUCUUUAUGGUUCUUACCCUGGCUGCUCUCCGUCCUGACUUGUCUCAUGUUCGGGAUCAAAUCUUGUCAAGUCCCAUUGUUCCCUCUCUAUCUGAGACAUUUGCUAGGCUUCUGAGGGUUUCCCCUACACCUGGUGAAACCAACAUGAAAAUUACAGGUGAAUCCUCUUCUUUGGUUUCACAAUCUACUCAUAAGGAUUCUGUGAAUAUUGAUCGUGGUGGAGCUUCACGCAAAAACCAUCCUCGGUGUGACUAUUGCCACAAAGUUGGUCAUAUCAAGGACCGGUGUUACAAGUUGCAUGGUAGACCUCCACAAUUCGCUCAUGUUGCUCAAGCCACAACAUCCGACUUCCAGAUUACUAUGUCCCCUACUGAUUAUGAAGACUAUCUCAAGUUCAAAGUUUCAAAACAAGCUACCCCUGUGGCACCUCCUGGUACUACCUCUCUCGCUUGUGUCUCUAAAUCCCAUCCUUCUAGUUCAUGGGUCAUUGAUUCAGGUGCAUCCGACCAUAUUUCUGGACCACAACACGGGGGAGAUGAUUGGCGUCGAGCAUGAGUCGCAAGGUCUCUAUUACCUACAACCUCCGCCACUAGUUGCAUGUGUGUCCACCAAAUCUCCGC
Molecule: messenger RNA, 1177 nt
Organism: Ipomoea nil (Japanese morning glory)
Lineage: Eukaryota; Viridiplantae; Streptophyta; Magnoliopsida; Solanales; Convolvulaceae
Exons: 2
Coding region: 84-1112 (342 amino acids)
Molecular function (GO): zinc ion binding; nucleic acid binding
Source: RefSeq, a predicted model, not a curated record